AUGCCCAUGACCAGCAUGAAGCCUCUCUCCUUUUUGCUACUCAUCAAACUACUCUUUCUUGGCCUUAGUGUGGCACCCUUCAUUGCCGGUGAUGAGCACCAGUUCAGCUUCUCCGGCUUUUCCAACACCAACCUCACCCUUGACGGUGCGGCCUCGGUCACGCCCAAUGGAUUACUUAUGCUCACCAAUGGCUCGGCCCUGAGCAUGGGCCAUGCCUUCUAUCCGAGUCCGCUGCACUUCCACAAUUUGUCCGAUGGGACUGUACAGACCUUCUGCAUCUCGUUUGUCUUCGCCAUCGUCCCCACCUACAAGGACUUGAGCAGCAAUGGCCUCACCAUGUUCAUUGCACCGAGCAAGAAUUUGCCAGCAGCGAUGCCAAUACAGUUCUUGGGUCUUCUCAACGACCAGAAUAAUGGCAAUGAAACAAACCACAUCUUCGCAAUCGAGCUAGACACCUUUCAGAACUUGGAGUUCGAGGACAUCAACGACAACCAUAUCGGUAUUGACAUCAACAGUCUCUAUUCCAUAAAAUCCCACAAUGCUGGCUUCUACCACGACGAGAGUGGCACCUUCCAGAGCUUGGGUCUCGAUAGCCAAGAGGCCAUGCAAGUGUGGGUGGACUACCACAGAGAGAAGACACAGAUCGAUGCCACCAUGGCUCCUCUCGGCAUGGUCAAACCUACAAGACCAACGGUUUCGGCCAACUACAACCUCUCAAGUGUGCUCACAGAUGUGGCAUACAUUGGCUUCUCAUCUGCACAAGGCAAGAUAAACACGAAGCACUAUGUGCUGGGUUGGAGUUUUGGCAUGAACAGUCCUGCUCCAGCUAUCAAUCUCACCAUCCUGCCAACACUACCUUCUGAUCCUCAUACCAAGUAUCGACACCGUCUCUGGCUAUUGGAGAUCAUUCUACCACUAGCAACGGCAGCACUCAUCCUGUCUGUGGCUGCCGUUGUUUCCCUACUUGUGCGGAGGCAUUUCAGGUAUGCAGAGUUACGUGAUGACUGGGAGGUCGAAUUCGGUCCACACCGCUUCUCGUACAAGGAUUUGUUCCAUGCAACAGAGGGAUUUGACGACAAAAACCUCCUAGGGGCCGGAGGAUUUGGAAGAGUAUACAGAGGGGAGCUGCCAAGGUCCAAACUAAGGAUGGCUGUGAAGAGGGUGUCGCAUGACUCGAAGCAAGGCAUGAAGGAAUUCAUCGCCGAAAUUGUUAGCACUGGCCGCCUUCAAAAUCCAAAUCUCGUACACUUACUUGGCUAUUGCAGGCGUCAAGGUGAGCUCCUGUUAGUGUAUGAGUACAUGCCCAAAGGAAGCCUCGAUAAGUACUUGUAUGGUGAAGUGAACAACUCCACAUUAAGUUGGGAUCAGAGGUUUUGGAUCAUCAGGGGCAUCGCGUCUGCACUGAUUUAUCUCCACGAGGAGUGGGAGAAAGUAGUUGUCCACCGAGACAUCAAGGCAAGCAAUGUGCUCCUUGAUGAUGAGUUGAACGCACGGUUGGGUGAUUUCGGUCUAGCAAGGCAGUAUGAUCAUGGUGUUGAGCAAGAAACUACUCGUGUUGUCGGCACCAUCGGAUACCUUGCUCCAGAGCUAGCACGGACGGCCAAGGGUACUCCUCUUACCGAUGUAUUUGCCUUUGGUGUAUUUAUUCUAGAGGUCACUUAUGCAAUAGAUGUGAGGCUUAAAGGGCACUACAAUGUCGGUGAGGCAUAUUUGGCGCUGAAGCUAGGACUACUGUGCUCACAUCCAUUUGUGUGUGCAAGGCCUAGCAUGCGGCAAGUGAUCCAAUACCUAGAUGGGCAUAUUGAACCACCAGAGCUACCAGCACACCAGAGCUUCCAAGCGCUGGCCUUGAUGCAAAAUGAAGGGAGGAAGAUGAGCACUAUGUUUGAUGGCAUUGAUAGUGCUUACUCAUCAAUGAUGUACCCUAUAGAACAUACAGUGUCUGUAAUAAGGCUAAUGACAGUAUGUAAGGUUUGUUGCGUCAUCAACAAGAUUGAUAGGUCUGGCGGCGGCGGCCUCUCGCUCUCGGGCUUGGGUAAGAGCAACCUGAACUGUCUUACAGUCUGUACUACCCUGAGAUACAAUAGUAAGCCUGUACUCUGUACCACACUCAGAUAUAAGAAGCGUGCGUCGUUCCUUCCGUCCCUCCUCCUCCUCUUAUUUGGUCUCACCAUCGCAGCCUUUGCCGCGGGCGAUGAUCAAUUCAUCUUCUCCGGCUUCACACAAUCCAGCCUAGCCCUCGACGGCGGCGCCGUGGUCACACAAGGCGGCCUCCUCGACAUGUCCAACGGCACAAACAAUGUCAAGAGCCAUGCGCUUUACCCCACUCCACUGCGCUUCCGCAAUUCAUCCACCGGUGGUAAAGUGCAAUCAUUCUCGGCCGCCAUCGUUUUCUGCAUCGUCGGCGCAUUCCCUGGCGUGAGUGCCAAUGGCUUGGCCUUCUUCAUCGCCCCAAGCAGGAACCUCUCGGACGCACUGCCGACGCAGUACUUUGGUAUCCUGAAGCAGCAAAACAGUGCCAACCUCUUUGUUAUCGAGAUUGACACCUUCCAGAACCCUGACAUGCAAGACAUCAACGACAACCACAUCGGCAUCGACAUCAACAGCGUUUUCUCCUUGCCAUCUCACGCGGCUGGCUUCUAUGAAGACUCUAGUGGCGCCUUCAAGAACUUGACGCUGAACACCCAGAUAGAACUGCAGUUGUGGGUGGACUAUGAGGAGGAGGAAACAAGGAUCAAUGUGACCUUGGCUCCACUUCAUGUGGGAAAACCCUCCAAGCCACUGUUGUCCGCGACCUAUGACCUCUCAACCGUGCUCACGGAGACGGCUUAUAUUGGUUUCUCAUCCACGGCUGAAAUUAUGGACACCCGUCAUUAUGUUCUUGGAUGGAGCUUUGGCAUGAAUGGGCAAGCAGCUCCGUCCAUUGACAUCUCCAAGCUUCCAAAGGUUCCUCGUCUACGACAAAAGGGCCAGUCCAUGCUCUUGGCGAUCAUCCUCCCAAUAGCCACCGCGGCACUGAUAAUCUCUAUCGGCACCAUUGUCACUCUGAUGGUGCGAAGAAAAAGGAGGUAUAGGGAGGUGCGCGAGGAUUGGGAGAGCGAGUUUGGUCCACACUGGUUCUCGUACAAGGAUUUGUUCAAGGCUACUCAGGGAUUUAAGAGCAAGAACCUAGUUGGAGCUGGAGGGUUUGGGGAGGUAUACAGAGGGGUGCUUAAACUGUCCAAGAAGGAGAUUGCCGUGAAGAGGAUGUCCCAUGAGUCAAGACAAGGGAUGAAGGAGUUCAUCACCGAGGUUGUUAGCAUUGGCCGGUUGCGGCAUCGCAACCUAGUCCAGCUACUUGGCUAUUCCAGGCGGAAAGGUGAGCUGAUGCUGGUGUACGAUUACAUGUCAAAUGGCAGCCUUGACAAAUAUAUACACUGUCAAGGGGAUGACAAGCCCACCUUAAAUUGGGCUCAGAGGUUUCAAGUCAUCAAGGGUAUCGCUACCGGCUUGCUCUACCUCCACGAAAAGUGGGAGAAAGUUGUGGUCCACCGAGACAUCAAGGCAAGCAAUGUCCUCCUCGACCAUGAAAUGAAUGGGCGACUCGGUGACUUUGGUCUUGCACGGCUAUAUGAUCAUGGCACCGAUCCACAAAGCACACACAUGGUCGGCACAAUGGGAUACCUUGCCCCCGAGCUAGUACGCACAGGCAAGGCAUCUCCUCUUACCGAUGUGUACGCCUUCGGCAUGUUUCUUCUCGAAGUUACAUGUGGGCAAAAGCCUAUGAAGCAAGAUGCAGGGGGAAAUCAGGUUUUCCUGGUGGACUGGGUCCUAGAGCACUGGAACAAUCGACUGCUUAGCAGAACAGUGGACACAAGGCUCCAAGGCGACUACGGCGUUGACGAAGCAUCCCUCGUGCUGAAGAUAGGACUUUUGUGCCUGCACCCGUUUCCUGGUUCGAGGCCUAGCAUGCGAGAAGUCAUGCAAUACCUCGACGGUGAGACCCCGCUGCCUGAGCUGAAGCCGACGCAGCUGAGCGUGGACAUGCAGGGGUUGAUGCAGGACAGCGGGUUCAACACUUCUGUAAUGUCUUAUCCCCAGCUGAUGUCAAGCUUCGGCACAGUGUCCGACCUCUCGGGAGGACGAUGA
Molecule: messenger RNA, 4128 nt
Organism: Triticum aestivum (bread wheat)
Lineage: Eukaryota; Viridiplantae; Streptophyta; Magnoliopsida; Poales; Poaceae
Exons: 5
Coding region: 1-4128 (1375 amino acids)
Biological process (GO): protein phosphorylation
Molecular function (GO): ATP binding; carbohydrate binding; protein kinase activity
Source: RefSeq, a predicted model, not a curated record